Messenger RNA from Staurois parvus, 370 nucleotides. The record is from the annotation of a GenBank genome assembly. NCBI's taxonomy places the organism in Eukaryota, Metazoa, Chordata, Amphibia, Anura, Ranidae.
CAGCAAAUCACCGAUCCACAGAAAGAGCUGAAGAUGUCGGCUCGGUCAUGUGAUCAGCUGUGUCCAAUCACAGCUGAUCACAGAUCAUCAGAGCACUGAUGAUCAGUGUGCCCUGAUGAUCUGUGUAGGCCUAGCAGUGCCACCUGUCAGUGCUCAUCCAUGCCACCUGCCAGUGCCCAUCAGUGCUGCCCAUCAGUACCAGUCAGUGCCACCUAUCAGUGCUGCCUUUCAGUGCCCAGUGAUGCCUGUCAAUGCCCAUCAGGUGCCACCUACCAGUGCCUCCUCAUCAGUACCCAUCAGUGCCACCUAUCAGUGUCCAUCAGUGCAGCCUAUCAGUGCCCAUCAUUGCAGCCUCAUAACGCACAUCAGU